AUGCCCCUAAGCUGGUGUUUGCUCAUUUUAUUGAAUUAUUCGCGAUCAGAUUGGAGCUCACAAUGCAAUCUAGCUGCUUCGCAUGGCAUCGACGCAUUUGCGUUGAAUGUGGGCUUACCGGAUGGAUGGCAAUUGCAGCAGGUAAAAAACGCGUACGAAGUGGCUGACGCGAUCAAGACGUCAACCGGAAAGUCAUUUAAGCUAUUCUUAUCUCUUGACAUGUCAGUUAUCCAAAGUGCGGAAGAUGUCACUACCUGGGUGACAAGCUUUGUCCCUUUGUCUGCUCAGCUGCUUAUCGACGGUCGACCCUUGGUUUCAACCUUUUCUGGAGAGGCAAAUAAGCUCGGGGGAGAGGAUUUGUCAUCCGGAUGGCAAGCAGCAUUGAAGGCGCCACUAGCUCAAGGAAACCCCCCGCUCGAUGCGCUUUUCAUCCCGGCUUGGUCCAGUCUUGAUCCCAGUACAGCGGUCUCUGAGAAUCCGGUGGUCGAUGGAAUCAUGACUUGGAACUCUUGGCCAACCGGUUCCGAGGAGAUCAAUACCCUGGAUGAUUAUCAGUUUCAAACAAAUGCUAGGGAUUCGAAGAAACUUUAUAUGGCGGGGGUUAGUCCAUGCUUUUUCACCCAUUACAAAGACAAAAACUGGAUUUAUAAAUCGGAUGACAAUUUAUACAUCAGUCGGUGGAUGAAAUUGAUCUCUAUGCCCAAUGCUCCUGAUUUCAUCCAAAUAAUUUCAUGGAAUGACUACGGAGAAUCACACUACAUUGGACCCAGGCUAGGAACCCCGCCCGCUGAUACUACUUGGUUGGACGGUUUUGAUCAUCAAUCAUGGCUCAAGAUGUCAGAUUACUUCAUAAAAUGGUACAAAGCUGGAGCCCGACCAACAAUUGAAGAGGAUUCAGUUCACUUCAAUUACCGACCGCAUUCAGUCAACGCAAUAGCUUCUGCCGAUACCCUCCCACCCCCGACCAACGCCUCAGUUUCAGUGGAUGCAAUCUACGCAUCCACUUAUCUUAGCGCUGCAUCAACUGCCGCCCAAUUGCGUAUCAGAGUAGGAGAUAUGCAGCAGACUUUCACUAAUAUCACUAAAUCAGAAGUCAACACAUUCACUGCCCCGUGGAAUGGACACACCGGCCGAGUCGAAGUAGCAUUACUCGACAAUACGGGGAAAGAACUGAUGAAGAAACAUGGGGAGGUACCGAUUAGCAAUGAUAUUAAAACAUACAACUUUAAUUACGCGGCAGAUGUCUUGAGCAAAAGCGCAUCCGGUACAGCCCCUGCCCUGCUAGUGCUACCAAGAGUUCAUAUUGUCCUAUCUCUAUUUAUCUCUCAAGUCGCCAUCUAUCAGAUGUGCUAAACCUGAAAUUACUUGUAUUUUCCUUUCUAAAUUUUCCGCAGCAAUUUGAAUUACAUACCCAUAAAAAAAAUCAAAUGAUUGAACACUGGUUUUGGAAACCUAUUGUUACUAGUUUGAAAAAC
Messenger RNA from Puccinia graminis f. sp. tritici CRL 75-36-700-3, 1475 nucleotides. RefSeq lists its product as uncharacterized. Lineage: Eukaryota; Fungi; Basidiomycota; Pucciniomycetes; Pucciniales; Pucciniaceae. The coding region runs from base 1 to 1353 and encodes 450 amino acids. The record is from RefSeq and is a predicted model, not a curated record. Gene Ontology annotation, molecular function: glucan endo-1,3-alpha-glucosidase activity. The transcript has 11 exons.